UGACCCUUGAAAGAAAUACACAAUGGACCCCGAAUAUCGAAGCGAUGAUGAAACGCCCACAGCAACUAUGCCGGAAUCUUUGAGGGGCCCUACUGUAGCGGUCGCUUGGAUCGGCUUUUUGACCUGUAUCCUAGGCUUCGUUGCCUUUAUCGUCUCGCUUCUUUCCAUCACGCCUAUAAGGAAGAUGGCGCCCUAUAUCACAUACCCGCCAAAGGGAUAUGCGGUGGGAGGGACGCAAAUUGCUCUCUCGUUUCUUGGCUUGUGCACUGACGUGACCCGUAACCUCGGACAUCCCAAGGUCAUUACGGAUCUAUACCGGAACUUCACUCACGAAACUGCGAGGGGAGCAAAGAAGACUUUACUUGUCAAGUUCUUUCCGAUUCAGCUCGUCUUCUUUGGAGGAUGGCUGGCGACUGUUGUCAUUCAAGCAUCUUAUGUCCCGAUGCUGGGUAGGACUGAAUUGCGUGAAUGCUCCUGGGACCGCACCAAAUCGACAAUGUGCAAGAGCUCAAAUGGGAUAUGGGUGAUUGGGAUCCUAUUUUGUAUCCUUCAUUUUGUAUCCAUGGCUGUCAAGGCCGAGAUCUUUCGCCGGCUGGGGCACCCUGAAAGCGAGGCGCAAACGUCACUGCUCAUGAGAGUUCAAGGGGCCAGUCCUAGUGCAUAGAGCAAGAAAUCAGAUGUGAUCAGUCGUGAGCCUUCGCCGGAAGUUAUUGUUGGCGGGCCAUCCAAGAUAGAAUAGUUGUGUGGGCGGGGAUUUGAGAAUUUCCAUAUAGGCUACGAGUUAUGGUAGUGACUGGCGAUUGAAUAACGUCAAGAUAAGUCG
Messenger RNA from Ilyonectria robusta, 823 nucleotides. RefSeq lists its product as uncharacterized. Lineage: Eukaryota; Fungi; Ascomycota; Sordariomycetes; Hypocreales; Nectriaceae. The transcript is spliced from 3 exons. The record is from RefSeq and is a predicted model, not a curated record. The coding region runs from base 23 to 664 and encodes 213 amino acids.